Molecule: messenger RNA, 1756 nt
Organism: Neocloeon triangulifer
Lineage: Eukaryota; Metazoa; Arthropoda; Insecta; Ephemeroptera; Baetidae
Gene: Got1
Product: aspartate aminotransferase, cytoplasmic
Exons: 9
Coding region: 121-1356 (411 amino acids)
Biological process (GO): L-aspartate biosynthetic process
Cellular component (GO): cytosol
Molecular function (GO): L-aspartate:2-oxoglutarate transaminase activity; pyridoxal phosphate binding
Source: RefSeq, a predicted model, not a curated record
CCCCUUUUUUGUCCAGUCUGGCAAAAGAAAGGGCCACCAAGUAUUUUUGACGUCAUUCGAGCAGCUGAAAAGUGAAGAGUCGUCCAGCUUUAUCUCCGUCACUGCAGUGUCACCUUAGCCAUGACCUCCAGGUUCUCCAAUGUCACCACCGGCCCGCCGAUUGAGGUUUUUGCCCUGAACAAGGCAUUCCUCGACGACCCUAACGCGCAGAAAGUGAAUUUGGGCGUCGGAGCCUACAGGACAGAUGAGUGCAAACCAUGGGUGCUGCCCGUGGUGCGAAAAACCGAGCAGUCGAUGGCGAGCAACGAGUCACUCAACCACGAGUAUCUGCCUGUGCUAGGCCUCGACACCUUUUCCACCGCUGCCACUCGCAUGCUCCUCGGCCAGGACAGCAAAGCCAUUGCGGAAGGAAGGGCGUUUGGAAUCCAGACCCUCAGUGGAACUGGCAGUUUGCGCAUGGCCGCCGAGUUCUUGGGCCGCAUUUUGAAGUACAAAACCUUCUAUUACUCCGUUCCAACUUGGGAAAACCACAACCUGAUUUUUGUCAACGCUGGGUUCACCGAGCCCAGGACCUAUCGCUACUGGAAGCCAGAAACCCGUGGCUUGGACUUUGAGGGAAUGAUCGAGGAUCUGCGCAAUGCCCCCGAGAACUCGGUCAUUAUUUUGCACGCUUGUGCCCACAACCCAACUGGCGUCGACCCCACACCUGACCAAUGGAAGCUCAUUGCUGACGUUGUUGAGGAGAAAAAGCUGUUCCCGCUUUUUGACUGCGCUUACCAAGGAUUCGCUUCCGGCGAUUUGGAGAAAGAUGCAUUUGCAGUUCGUUACUUUGUGGAGCGUGGCUUUGAGCUUGCUGGCUGUCAGUCAUUUGCUAAGAAUUUUGGACUCUACAACGAGCGUGCUGGUAAUUUGACCGUGGUUGUGAACGACGCCUCAACCAUCGCACCCUCGAAGUCGCAACUCACUCUGCUGGUGCGUGGAAUGUACUCCAAUCCACCCAACCAUGGUGCAAGGGUAAUUUCCACGGUGCUCAACACUCCUGAACUUUGCGACGAAUGGAAAGGGUGCAUCAAGACCAUGGCUGAACGUAUUAUUGCGAUGAGGAAAGGCCUUCGGGAGAGGCUCGAGAAGCUCGGAACUCCUGGCACUUGGAAUCACAUUACUGAUCAAAUCGGAAUGUUCUCCUACACUGGCCUUCAGCAAAAACACGUUGAUAUGCUGGUGAACGAUUACCACAUCUACUUGCUAAAGAGCGGACGCAUCAACAUGUGUGGUUUGACUAGCCACAACAUUGAUUAUGUGGCCAAUGCUAUCUUUGAGACGGUUUCUAAAAUCGGACUGGAAUCCUCUCUGUAAAAUAAUGCCACGGAACAACAGAGAAUUUAAAUGCUUCUAGUUCAUAGAGCGCAUCACAUGAAUUUUAGAUAAUUUUCCUGGCAAAGAGCUAGAAGUAACCGAAUUAAAAGUCGAUGAGAUAUUUAGCAUCAGGUCAAUUUGAUGUCACGCGUAGACAAUACUAAAUUUUAAAUCACACUUGCUCAGUUUGUCAAUCAUGUAGUAUGGGGGCUGCAGGAGAUCAGCAUCUUGGUUUGGCAAAAGAUUUUAAAUUUAAAUUAUGAAGAAAAUUAUGUUUCAAUGAAAUUAUCAUGCCUUCCUCAACUGACCCUAGCUAUAUAUUACGAGCCGUUUUAUUUUCUUAGCUUAUUGGAUAUUUUCCUGUAAUAAAUUUACCUAUCAUUUCCAUUGAGAUCCACAA